AUGUCUCAUUUCUUGAGACAGUUCCUUAUUACACCACCCGAAAUCAUGGGGGAGCCGUCCCCAGUCUCAAGAUCAAUUCCUUCAGGGGGAGACAAUACAAUUGGAGAUACAACCUCUGAAAUCCAACCUCAACCUCUGGAAGAAGCAAUCACCUUGAGAAGGUACCUAAGCCAGAUCUCAUCUCAUCUUGAGCCAACCAACUUUUACGAAGCCAAUACCAAUCUCAAAUGGUGUAAGGCUAUGAAAGAAGAGCUUCAAGCAUUAAAAAAGAAUAACACUUGGGAUAUUAUACCUCUUCCUGUAAAUAAAAAACUCGUUGGAUGCAAAUGGAUAUUCAAAAUAAAGUAUAAUAGUGAUGGGACCAUUGAGAGAUACAAGGCCAGACUUAUCGCCAGAGGCUUCACUCAAACUUACGGAGUUGAUUACCAAGAAACGUUUACUCCGGUUGCCAAAAUGAACACUGUCAGAAUCCUUCUCUCAGUCGCAACUAAUCAAGGGUAG
Molecule: messenger RNA, 501 nt
Organism: Ricinus communis (castor bean)
Lineage: Eukaryota; Viridiplantae; Streptophyta; Magnoliopsida; Malpighiales; Euphorbiaceae
Exons: 3
Coding region: 1-501 (166 amino acids)
Source: RefSeq, a predicted model, not a curated record